AAGCGCUAUUUCCAUUCUCUUCUCUGAAAUUUUUCCUUCAAUAUUAAGUCAAUCUAUGGAGAAUGAUGUUCCCGCUGAUAUCCAUUUCACUGAUUUUGAAGACAAUUUAGGAGGAUACUGAAUUUUUGUGUUACUUCUGUCUAUCUUCAGUCGUUAGUCAAUCCAUGGAGAAUGAUGUUCCCUUUGUCACGAAUAUGACCUAUUUUGCAGGCGCUGCUUGUGUCCUCGAGUGCCCUGACAAACUAAAACCAUUCGUUGGCAAGAAAUUCAACACUUUGGACGCCGAAAUUGCUUUCUACGAUGCUUAUGCUCGUGAAGCUGGCUUCGAUGCCCGGAAACGUGGAAUCAAAUCUUCACGUGAGUGUGUUACUUGGCAAUAUAUUGUGUGCAACAGAAAAGGGUUGAAGAAUGGGAUUGAAAUGGAUCACAUUCAUGCUCGUGAAGGAUUUAUUAACAAGCGCAGAAGAACCUCUAAAAGAUGUGACUGUAAGGCUAGAAUCUCAUUGUGGCUAGAAGGAUUUUAAUUACUAUCCACUGUAUCUCAGUUGCAGAACUUAUUACCAAUUGAUGGGAUAUAUUCAUUUUACUGUUUGAUUAA
This is a messenger RNA of Salvia hispanica, 598 nucleotides long. The record is from RefSeq and is a predicted model, not a curated record. Lineage: Eukaryota; Viridiplantae; Streptophyta; Magnoliopsida; Lamiales; Lamiaceae.